Portunus trituberculatus (swimming crab) is the source of this 6863-nucleotide messenger RNA. Its product is annotated as lachesin-like. The record is from RefSeq and is a predicted model, not a curated record. Lineage: Eukaryota; Metazoa; Arthropoda; Malacostraca; Decapoda; Portunidae. Gene Ontology annotation, cellular component: neuron projection.
CUGUCAGGAGGCCACAUUGGUAUGAUGGCGGGCAGACGUCAGGUAGCAGGCUGGGGGCGUCUGCUGCCUCUGCUUCUCCUGCUUGCAUCUCACGCCGUCAGCUUCUCCCCUCAGUUCACAGCGCCCGUGUCCAACGUGACGGUGGCGAGAGGGCGUGACGCGAAGUUUACCUGCCUCGUCAGACACCUUGGAGGGUAUAGGGUCGGAUGGGUAAAGGCGGAUACGAAAGCGAUCCAAGCCAUCCACACGCACGUCAUUACACACAAUCCUCGCGUCCACGUUAGCUUCGACGACCACUCCACCUGGCACCUAUUAAUCAAACAGGUGGUGGAGGAGGACAAGGGGCCGUACAUGUGCCAAAUUAACACUGACCCUAUGAUAAGCCAGAUGGGCUUCCUGGAGGUGCUGCGUCCCCCUGAAAUAGACGAUGAGGUGAGUUCCGGGGACGUGGUGGCGACGGAGGGUGAGCGCGCUUCCCUCAGGUGUGUGGCUCGUGGACACCCAACGCCCACCAUCACCUGGGUGCGGGAGGACGCUGGGGCCUUCAUGGUCAACAACGGCGUCAUUACCAAGGCGGUGGAGUCGUGGGAGGGGGAGGAGCUGGAGCUGACCCGCGUGUCCAGGGAUGACAUGGGCGCCUACCUCUGCAUCGCCAGGAAUUCCGUGCCGCCCCAGGUGUCCAAGAGGGUGCUACACGUCCACUUCCAUCCGAUCAUCCACGUGCCCAACCAGCUGAUCGGCUCACCCUACGGGAAGGAUGUCACCCUGGAGUGUAAGGUGGAGGCCUCACCCAAACCAGUCACCUUCUGGCAGAACAGUCAAGAGGAGAUGUUGAUGUCCUCUCCGAAGUACAACGUAAGCGAGGAGCAUCAGAAACCAGGCGGAUACGCGGUACACAUGCGUCUGGUCAUCAAGAACCUCACAGCUCACGACAUUGGCCAGUAUACGUGCGUUGCCAAGAAUUCAAUAGGGGAAGUGGACUCGCUGAUCAACGUGUACUACAUCGCGCCAGCCACCACCACGCCGCCGCCGCCUCGUCUCGUCCCAAGCUUCAUAGAAACCAACAGAGUAGAGGACGAGGAUGACACGGGCCGCCUCUCCUCGCCUGGCCUGGAUCUCGGCCCGCUAGACCACUCUGAAAAGGACUUAUUCCGCAACGAACUUACGGAAGGGUCUGCCAACGAGGCCUGGCUAACACGACCCCACCAGUACAGCCCAGGCCCUCUUCCUCCUACCUCAGGCGCUGCAGGUCAAGGCGGAAGGACCUGGUUGUCUGAAUCUAACGAGCUUGAUUCCUCCUCCUCUUCCUCUGCAGUCUCCUACUCCUUCUCGUCUUCCGUGUGGGCCAAGUGGAGGUUGGGGGUUCUCUGGGUGCUGGGGUUGCUUCGAUUUGGUGGGGGGGUGUGGUCUUAGAAAUGUGUGUGUGUGUGUUGUCUUGUGUUGUGUUUCCUGUUUUUUGUCUCUGUUUGUGUGUGUUUGUGUUGUCUUUUUUCUGUCUCUAUCUCUCUCUAUCUCCUUCUUGCACUCUUACCAUCCCUCACGUUGCCACAAGACGCCAGCACACUUACACACUCACUCACAAGUCACCACUCACUACCACACACGUCUUACCAUCGCUUCUCACACUGAUUCCUCCACUUAAAUGUUCCUUCUAUCUACUUACUUACUUUCAUUGUUUUAAGCUUAUUAUUCAUCGUAUAUGGCUUCCACUACUACUACUACUACUACUACUACUACUACUACUACUACUACUACUACUGCUACUGCUACUGCUACUACUGGUAUUACACACUUAUUGUAAUGAAAAUGUUGAAUUCACAUGGUUCGAAGCUCCUCUCUCUCUCUCUCUCUCUCUCUCUCUCUCUCUCUCUCUCUCUCUCUCUCACACACACACACACACACACACACACACACACCAGAGACAAACAAUUAAACAGAAAACGAGAAAGAGGAGGAGGAGGAGAAGGAGGAGGAGGAAGAAGAGCAGGAAGAAGAAGAAGAAGAGGAGAGAAGAAGAAGAGGAAGAGGAAGGAGGGAGGAGGUGGAGGAAGAACCAAGGUAAUGAGGUAGAUAGAGCAAUACUAACCUAACCUGGAAACACUAACCAUUAACUACCACUAACCAAGCCACCACCACCACCACCACCACUACCAUCACCACUGCAAAUAUACUACUACUACUAUUACUACUUUAUCCACUACUACAUAAUCCACAUCAUUCACCCUCCCGUCCCAUUUCCCUCCCUCCCCUCCAACCCCCUAUAAAGUCGGUCUGUCACUUCGUCUCGCCGUCAGGAGGAAGAAGAUGGGGCGUCAUUCUUGGUGUCUUUGGGUUCUGACAGCGUCCCUCGGUUCUCUUAGUGUGGGGAGUUAUUUACAGCUAUGACCUUAAUGGCAGGCAAAUCGUGAGAAAUAGUUCAUAGAAGGAAUCAAAAUCUUAAGUCUUAUCCCACCGCUGUCACCAUUUACGAUCCUGAAGGGAAUUGAAUUGGGAAUCAUUUAGAGUUACGACCUUUAUGGGAGGCAAAUCAUGUGAAAUAUAUUUGUUACGAUCUUAAUGAGAAUGAAAAUCGUAAGUCUUUCCCCACCGCUGCCACCAUUUACGAUCCUGAAGGGAAUGAAAUCUUGUAAAUCAUUUAGCGUUACAACCUCAAAGGGAAAGAUAUCGUAGAAAUAUUUUAGUUACGAUCUUAGUAGGAAUAAAAAUUGUAAGUCUUAUCCUAUCGCUGCCACCAGUUACGAUCCUAAAGCGAACAAAAUGUUGGGAAUUCUAUAGAGUUGCGAUCUUAAAGAGAAACAAGUUGUGAGAAUAUUCUAGAGAUACGAUCUUACUAGGAAUCAAAAUCGUAAGUCUUAUCCCACUGCUGCCACCACUUAUGAUCUUAAAGAGCAUUAUAUCUUGGGAAUUAUGUACAGUUACAAUGUUAAAGAGAAAGAAAUCACAGAAGUAUUUAAGAGUUACGAUCUUAGUGGGAAUCACAAUUGUAAGUCUUAUCUCACCGCUGCCAUCAGUUACGAUCCUAAAGGGAAUCGAAUCGUAGAAAUCAUUUAGAGUUACCACCUUAAAACGAAACAAAUUAUGUGAAUAUUUUAGAGUUACAAUCUUACUGGGAAUCAAAAUCUUAAGUCUUAUUUCAUCACUGCCACCAAUUACGAUCUCGGCAAGCUGUGUUCCCGAGCUAUUCUUCUUGUUCCAUAAGCAGCACAGUCUGGUCAUUUUCUCCACACACUGGGAUGCGGCAAUGUGAGGGAGAGUGACGGUUGGGAAGUCAGUGGACGAGCGACAAAGACCGGACAGGGUAUGAGAUGUGGAUAGCAGACUCAAUGGCCACUUAAGAGAACCGCGACUCAGGCUUUAAACCCUCUUGACAUUACGUAGUUAGAAUGGAUGAGCCGAUGGAUGAGUGACAAGGAGAGGAAGGCAGAGUUUGAGAUGCUGAUAACUGGACUCGUUAGCCACUUAAGGGAAAUCAUGAGUCAGGCUAGAACCUUCAUGAUGUCACUUAGUAGGGAUGAGAUAAUAUAGUGACUAGGAAAACAGGAGGGCAUGGUAUUUGAGGACGUAUAGUUUCCCUUCACAGCGUUGAGGAGUGUCCCCAGCAGCUUCUUAACCCUCUGAUUCCCCCUGAACCCAACGCCAGCAAGACACACGCUCCUGCCGGCCGCUCAAUGUCACUGUGCCUCUGUAUCUCCCUGUUUUGAUCACCUUUUUGACCACAGUUCUGUUAUUCUUUCUUUGCAACGAAACGGAAACUUGUUAGGAGCUGCAGAGUGGUGAACAGAGACCCGCCGAUCACUACAGUAUUAGACGUGUAUGUGUGGAAAUCAUCGUUGUUUGUGUAGUGAAGCGUCAUAUGUAUCUUUAUGUGUAUUGAGUUGGCGCCACUGUUCUCUGCAUCGGUCCCUCUGUGGGCUCUGGAUGUCAUGUAGUCAAGAAUUAACUCAUAUGGUAUUAAAUUCUCACCACUGUUCCCUACAUCGGGUUUUCUCAGCGCUAACAUCACAGAAACACUCGACCCACACUCCCUCUUUCGGAACCCCAAAUCCUGUCAAGCAAUACAAGGCUCGCAACUCGUGCACCCAGGUCUGUCUUCAAUCCUCCAGCGUGCGUGACCGCCUCCUCGGCCGCUGUUCUCGUGACGGACUGACUUCUGACCCCAUGACCCGCUGUCCCACUCUAGCGUCCUCCUGCCGGCGGGACGGAGCCAGGCGACACCCACAUAUACCUCAGAAAGACUGUCAGGUUUUGCAGUUCGCUCUAGCGGGGCGGCGAACUGACCCAGCUCUGCCUUGCGUCCCCUCAAAGCAACCAUGACCACCACUACCACUACCACUUCUACUACUACUACUACUACUACUACUACUAUUACUACUACUACUACUCAAAGGGGAAUAAGGCAGAAUUUGGUCAAGCUCCCCGUACUGUACACAAUAAAAUAAUAGAAUAGUAUCCCCCCCAACACCCUCAACCCACCCCCCCAACCCAUCCCCUUCCACCGUAUCCUCCAUUUCAUGCCCCGUCAGAAACCCACCCCAACCCCGCCUAGCCCCGCCCCCGCCCCCGCCCCGCCCCGUCUCAGGUAACAGAACAGGAGGCGAUUAAGGGCACGUGUAUGUACAGGUGUAGCGGGUCAGGUGUGUGUGUGUGUGUGUGUGUGUGUGUGUGUGUGUGUGUGUGUGUGUGUGUGUACGCUAUCACCUAGUGUCCCAAUGUAUACAUAAAUUAGAAUGUUUGUAUGUCGCUGUAUAUAUUCGUGUAUGUAUGUAUGUAUGUAUGUAUGGAAACCUCUGUAUGUGUGUGUGUGUGUGUGUGUGUGUGUGUGUGUGUGUGUGUGUGUGUGUGUGUGUGUGUGUGUGUGUUAGUGCAUGUACGUAUAGGUGUGUGCACGUGCAGGUCUGUACACAUCAGGGCAUUCUAUGACACACACACCAUCCUUUCAUAGUGUUAGAUGUUACUAUUUACUUUCUUGCCUGUAAAUAUCAUGACACUCAGUUGACCACUACAGCCGAGGGUUAAAUGAGCCCCCCCAUGCCCCUCUCACCCCCUGACCCCCCUCGCCCCACCCUACUCCUAGCUACUGUUUGUACGUUACAUAUCACGCUAUGGAGAGUCGCCACUGACACAUCACCCUUGUAACGAGCCGAGAUAUUCACCCUUACGGCAUCCUCGGGGACUAAACAUACAUACAUACAUACAUACAUACAUGCAUACAAGUCAAUAAAGGGGUACUAAAAUAAUUCCUGUAACCUAGAUUUUAAGUCAUAUAUUAUACAUACAUUAAAAAAGGUAUAUUUAAGACAAAAGAGAGUCAGUCGCACGGAGAGUCACGUCACGGGAAGAGUGAAGGUGUUAGGAGCGAUCUGUGUGUGAGGUUCGUCUGCAAACAAACGCUCAGCUCUCAUCAGGACUAUUUUCUAAGGCCACAGAGAUGACUAGCCGGGUUCUCAAGAGUGUUUCUCCUGCUGGCAAUGUAGAAAUCUUGCCCGUCUCUCGCUAGAACCUUAUAAACACUCUUAAAGACUCGCAUAAUUUUAAAUAAAGCCUUUUGAAAGUAGAAAUGAAGCGUAAAUGUGUUUGAGAAAGCUAGUCUGAGCUACGAGAGGGUUGAACCGCGGCAUUUCUUCUCCUGGCCUGCUAAGUCUUAACAAUAUUCUAAGUAUUUUUAAAAGCCACGUAUUUUCAGUUGUUUUCAAGUUCCUGGUGAUAGAUUAACAAGAUUUCUACGUUAUUAACAGGAUAAAUACUCUUGAUAACCCGGCUUAUCAUCUCUGUGGGCCUUGAAAUUAGUGGCGUGAGAGAAGAGCGUUUUAGAAGUCUGGCUAUGGAUGUGAGGAAAGUCAGGACACCACUACUCUUGUGAGAUUUGGUUUACUAAUUGUCACUCUCUAAUCUUAUGGCCACGAAAUACUGCUGUUCCUAUAGCAAAUGGGCCAACGACUCUAUGGUAACCUUUCUAUAAUAAUAUUCUUGUUUAUUUUUUCAUUUAUUUUUAUUUAUUUAUUUAUUUUUAUUUUUAUUUUUACCAGCUGAACACACGGCAAAUAUUCCUUAAAGAUGAUGACAACACUGCACCAUUAACUUCAUCACUUUAACCCAGUCUCUCACCACACCCAGUGAUCAUUGUUCUCUUAUAUCCAGAAACUCAAACUGAAAUAACAGCAGUGAAUAAUGAACUCUUGUGAAUAACAGUCUCACUUUAUUAAUAACCGAAUGAACACUUUAAUAACGCAAUCUGUGGCAUUUUUAAAUCUUUUUUUGGAACUGCAAACCUUGAAUCUGCUACAUUUACUAAGGUCUCGUCACUGAUAAAACUAUUACGCUAUGUAGGAAUGUAGAAGUUAUUUUCCCGCCAUAUUUGAACUUUGGUUGUGGUGAUCGUCGAGAAGAAUAAUUGCCUUUUCAACGGGUCUUCCCUUUUCCUCCUGUUUGUCUUCUUUUUCUUCUUAAUAUUUGAGUUCUUUUUUUUUCUUUGAUAUUCCAAGAUUUAAAUAUUGUUACAUUUGUUUAUUUUUUUUUUUUUUUUUUGUUAUUUUUCCUAUUUUCGUCUUCAAAUUGCAGAUGUCCAGUAAGUUUCUCCUCCUUUUUUUUUAUUAUGGACGCUGAAAAUUUAUGUCUACAACUACACUAUACUCUUCAUCUUCCUCUUGUGCUCUCUUCACCGCAUCUUCAUCUUCCGCCGAAGAGUGUGUGGGGGUCCUCUCUUUCACAGCCGCCCGUUACCAGCUGUUUGUCUCCGCUGAUUAAGGUUAAGGGAGCUUGGCAGAGGUCAAGCAAUCGGGCUGACCUCAAAUGACCUUGUACGUACGCUUCAUGUCACCUGUUGUCGUUGUUCAUAUUACGUUAUAGUAAAAUGUUAUCCACUA